CAUGCAUUACAUUUGGAAUUGAAUGUAAUUAAAACUUAAUACUAAGCAUGUGUUUUUAAUGUCUAAUGCAAAUAAUUUGAUGUUAUUUUCCUCAUCUGUUAAUAUAUCACAAACAAGAUAUAUCACUGAAAACCAACUCAAAGUGUGAAAUAGUGGGGGGAAAAACAUUUUUUGACCAUUUUAAGAAAACUACCAAUCAGUCUUGUUUUGGCUGGUUUUUCACAAUGUCUAUGCAAUGUCUAACAACAACAUACAUAGGCUUUUCUAAUGCAUAUAAGGGACUGAGUGAGAGAACGACUAUGGGACAGAGACCCUUAGAAACAGCUGACUUCCCACAAGACAAAUGCCAAUGUCUGUCUUGAUACUCUAAGUGCUUUUCAAUUGGUUGGGAUAGUUAAAAAUUAUUUAAUGUAUUUGAAAGUCUCUUAUGCUCACAAGGCUUCAUUUAUUCAAUAGAUCAAUUCAGUUUAUUGUUGAUGAUCUCAUUAUUUUUCAUAUGCAUCUGCUUGCAGCUUACAUGAGAUUUCUUUUUCUGAUUUGCUCAUUUAUGUUUCUUUUUUUCCUGUGUUUUGAUCUGGAGAUACUGAACUCGUUCAGGAGAUGUGUAAUAGCGCCCCCUACCUUUUUUUAGUGAUAACACGGAAAAAAACACGUCAUUGGCAGAAAAAGAGUUAAAGAGCAUAUUGCAGCAUAUAUCUGAUGGCGGAGACUGGGCACACAGUGUUAUUCCCACCAGGGGGCCUCCUCCAAUCAGACCCUAGCAUCACUGUUGAGUGCAGUUCAGCAGAGGUAAUGCCUGAAGAUGUACUCCCGAAGAGCUCCAAAGAAACAUCAUUUUCUUCAAAAGACCUCAAAGAUGGCAGUUUUAAUGACCAACAUCAGAAUAAACACUCAUGUUCACUGACAGCACACAGGGAACAUGUCUUGUCCCCUCACAAGGUCUUAAAUGAGCACAGUCUGUUAUCAGUACAGAGAAGCCACUCAGACAGCUUGCAGAUUUUCAAACAGUCCACAGCUUCGCCUCUCUACUGUGAAACGGGCGACACUUUUUGCCAAGGACGAGACCAGGAUGUUUGUGCGCAGUCAUUUCCUUCUUUAGUGUGUAAACAGGCCAUGCCGCUUCAGCAGAGCAAUACGGUGACCACGUCCACCAGAGCUGGAGGUAGCGGGUCGGGCAGCCCCACUCAACCAGCCAAUCAUGGCUUCAUUCAGGUCUGUGAGAUCAUUCCAGAAUCCACCUGCCCCAAAUUCGAAGAGGCUGAUUGUUGUAAUUCACACUACCACCAUGGAGCCGUCGAUGACACUUUUGCGGCAUAUUGCCACCCGCAGCCCAUUCCUGCCCCAGCGCAGCUGCUUCCGCACUUAGUGGGAAUGGAGGAGAACUACAAGGGUCAAGUAUCAGCAAACAACCUCCUUGCUCUUCCUCGGCUCAUCUCCUCCGUCAGCGAGACCGGAUUGGAUGGUAAGCGACUCCUCCGCUGCUGCAAUCUGGACUGCUCUUGGCCUGGUCCGUGGUGUCCAGUUGGCGCCCAGCGGUGGAUGGAUCAAAAGACCACAAGGGAAGCAGAGACUAUGACUUCACAAAAUGAACUUAGAAAUGUAGGAGUGCAAGUGGGUCAGGACUCUGAGGAACAUCCCCAGCACGUGUUCCCAGAAGUGUGUCUGGUUGAGGAGAAGACGAAUGUGAAAACAGUGUCAAAGAGUCAAAAGUCUCAUGUGAAGGAGGUGAAAUGGGAUGCCGAGGGCAUGACAUGGGAGGUGUACGGGGCCUCGGCCGACCCUGAGGAACUCGGACUUGCGAUUCAGAGACAUCUGGAGAUACAGAUUAAAGAGACUAAGGGAAUAGCGGCGAAGCUCUCGCGCCAGAACACAACAACAACCCAGCUCAGCUCUGGAUCGACCCAAAGAAGAAAAAAGGGGUUACUGGGAUCUCUGCGCCGCCCGGGAUGCUGUUCUCGCACCACUGGUGCAGUAGACUGAAAAACCAACCUGACUGAGACCCCAAAUGGACAUUUCUAAUAUUCUUAUUGGGUAUAGAUUUGACAGCCAUGUAAAUAACAGGUCCAAAAUAGUUUUUUUUAGUAACGUUACUAUCAACCUCAACAAUAAUAAAUUUCAGAAAAAAAUAAACAUGUCUUCCGUUAAUUGUUAACACCUUACUUAAUUGCUGUAGUAAUUUGCUCAGUAUAUUAAAACAUUAUUUUGUAAUAUUUAAAUGCUGUUUGGUUUAUGUUUCCAUCAGUAAAACAUAAUGAUUAUGACUAUG
This is a messenger RNA of Pimephales promelas (fathead minnow), 2266 nucleotides long. NCBI's taxonomy places the organism in Eukaryota, Metazoa, Chordata, Actinopteri, Cypriniformes, Leuciscidae. The record is from RefSeq and is a predicted model, not a curated record.